AUGUUCCUCGCUCUUUUGAUACUUGCCGUCAAUUCUUUCUUUCUUUCUUUCUUUCUUUCUUUCUUUCUUUCCCCUCCUUUACAUAAUAUAAACUUUUUUUUUGGGGGGGUAGUUUCUUUCUUUCGUAAUAUUCCACCUCGUGUUCUUUCUUUCUUUGAAACUGGCAUCAAUAUUUUCUUACCCGUCUUUUAUACAAUCUAUUCAAUAUUUCUUUCUUUUUAUCCACACUCAUUCUUUCUUUCUCUCUAUUCCUACUCAUUCUUUCUUUCUUUCUUUCCUUCUUUCUUUCUUUCUUUCUUUCUUUCGUUCUAUUGCUACCUAUUCUUUCUUUCUUUCUUUAUAUUGCUAUUCAUUCUUUCUCUCUCUCUUUCUUUCUGUUCCUACUCAUUCUUUUUUUCUUUCUUUUUUCUUUCUCUUUCUACACAUUCUUUCUUUCUUUCUUCCUUUCCUUCUUUCUCUCUUUCUUUCUUUCUUUCUUUCUUUCUUUCUUUCUGUUCCUAUCCCUUCUUUCUUUCUUUCUUUCUUUCUUUCUUUCCUUCUUUCAUUCUUGCUUGCUUGCUUGCUUUCUUUUCAUUUCUCUUGAAGUUUUCUUUAACUCUUUUUCUUUCUUUCUUUCUUUCUUUCUUUCUUUCUUUCUUUCUUUCUUUCGUUCUGUUCCUUCCUCUCUUCUUUCUAUUCCUUCCCUCUUGCAUAUCUUUCUUUCUUUCUUUCUUUCUUUCUUUCUUUUCUUCUUUCCUUCUCUCUUUCUUUCUUUCAUUCUUUCUUUCUUUCUCUCUUUCUUUAUUUCUAUUCCUAUUCAUUCAUUAUUUCUUUAUUUUCUUCUUUCUUUCUGUUCCUACCCUAUCUUACCUUCCUUCCUUUCUUUUCUUUCUUUCUUUCUAUUCCUAUUCAUUCAUUAGUUAUUUAUUUCCUUCUUUCUUUCAGUUUCUACCCUUUUUCUUUUUUCUUUUUUUUCUUUCUUUUUUUUCUUUUGUUUUCUUCUUUCUUUCUUUCGUUUCCUUCUUUCUUUCUUUCAUUCUACUUUCUGUCUUUCUUUUUUUCUAUUCCUACUCAUUCAUUCUUUCCUUCGAUUCCUACUCAUUCUUUUUUCUUUCUUUCUUUCUUUCUUUCUUUAUUUCUAUUUCUUCUCAUUCUUUCUCACUUUUUCUUUCUUUCUUUCUUUCUAUUCCUUCUCUUUCUUUCUUUCUUUCUUUCUUUCCAUUCCUUCUCAUUUUUUCAUUAUAUUCCUACUCAUUCUUUCUUUCAUUCCUUCUUUCUUUCUCCUUUCUUUCUUCCUUUUUUCUUUCUUUCUUUCUUUCUUUCUUUCUUUCUUUCUUUCUUUCUUUCUUUCUAUUUCUUUACCUCUUUUUCUUUUUUCUUUCUUUCUUUCUUUCUUUCUUUCUUUCGUUCUGUUCCUUCCUCUCUUCUUUCUAUUCCUUCCCUCUUGCAUAUCUUUCUUUCUUUCUUUCUUUCUUUCUUUCUUUCUUUCUAUUCCUAUUCAUUCAUUCUUCCUUUCUUUUCUUCUUUCUUUCUUUCUUUCUUACCUUGCUUCCUUCCUUCUUUCUUUCUUUCUUUCUUUCUAUUCCUAUUCAUUCAUUAGUUCUUUCUUUCCUUCUUUCUUUCAGUUCCUACCCUUUCUUUCUUUCUUUCUUUCUUUCUUUCUUUCUUUCUUUGUUUUCUUCUUUCUUUCUUUCGUUCGUUCUUUCUUUCUUUCAUUCUUCUUUCUGUCUUUCUUUCUUUCUAUUCCUACUCAUUCUUUCUAUCUUUCUUUCUUUCUUUCUAUUCCUACUCAUUCGUUCUUUCUUUCUUUCUUUCUAUUCCUACUCAUUCCUUCUUUCCUUCGAUUCCUACUCAUUCUUCUUUCUUUCUUUCUUUCUUUCUUUCUUUCUAUUUCUUCUCAUUCUUUCUCACUUUUUCUUUCUUUCUUUCUAUUCCUUCUCAUUCUUUCUUUCUUUCUAUUCCUACUCAUUCUUUCUUUCUUUCUUACUUUUUCUUUCUUUCUUUCUAUUCCUUCUCUUUCUUUCUUUCUAUUCCUUCUCUUUCUUUCUUUCUAUUCCUACUCAUUCUUUCUUUCUUUCUUUCUUUCUUUCUUUCUUUCUAUUCCUUCUCAUUCUUUCUUCUUUCUUUCUAUUCCUACUCAUUCUUUCUUUCUUUCUUUCUCUCUUUCUUCCUUUCUUUCCAUUCCUUCUCAUUCUUUCAUUCUAUUCCUACUCAUUCUUUCUUCUUGCUUUCUAUUCAUACUCAUUCUUUCUUUCUUUCUUACUUUUUCUUUCUUUCUAUUCUUUCUCUUCCUUUCUUUUUUUCUUUCUUUCUUUCUUUCUUUCUUUCUAUUCCUUCUCAUUCUUUCUUUUUAUUCCUACUCAUUCUUUCUUUCUUUCUUUCUUUCUUUCCAUUCCUUCUCAUUUUUUCAUUCUAUUCCUACUCAUUCUUUUUUUCAUUCCUUCUUUCUUUCUCCUUUCUUUCUUCCUUUUUUCUUUCUUUCUUUCUUUCUCAUUCUUUUUUCUUUCUUUCUUUCUUUCUUCCUUUUUCUUUCUUUCUUUCUUUCUCAUUCUUUUUUCUUUCUUUCUUCCUAUUUCUUUCUUUCUUUCUCAUUCUUUUUUCUUUCUUUCUUUCUUACUUUUUUUUCUUUCUUUCUUUCUUUCUUUCUUUCUAUUCCUUCUCAUUCUUUCUUUCUUUCCAUUCCUUCUCAUUCUUUCUUUCUAUUCCUACUCAUUCAUUCUUUCUCUCUUUUUUCUUUCAAUUCUUACUCAUUCUUUCUUUUUUUAA
Acanthosepion pharaonis is the source of this 2745-nucleotide messenger RNA. The record is from the annotation of a GenBank genome assembly. Lineage: Eukaryota; Metazoa; Mollusca; Cephalopoda; Sepiida; Sepiidae.